UCCUGCCCCUUGGUCGACUGCCUGGUUUGAGCCCGAUUCCUCGCCAGUCGCGCCUCACCUCCCUCCCUCCCCGUCCGCUCCACUCCACUUCCAUCCGCUACCUCCACUCCACUUCAAUCCGCCGCUCCUGCUCCUGCUCCUGCUCCUGCUCCAGUAGGAACGCUCCCCACCCUCACCACGCUGAGCUACUCCGGAGCACUGGGACAACAAGCAGGUUGCGCCGUCCGUCCGUGGGGUCGGUGCUGUGCUGGAGGUGGUGGAGCGAGGGGCGGUGGGGGAAGCUUGGCCGCUGGGGGGAGCCGAGAAUAGCGACGAACAGGCGUCACCAGUAAGCCACGGUCAGGGGCAUUUCAGUCCUACUUAGCAGCAGUGAUGGCAAAAAUCUAACAUAGUGAUUGAAACAGCUAGGAGGCCACCCAUGUUGUCUGAAUAGGGAUGCUCUGUUGGAUGUGCAGCAAGAAAACCUUGGAAUGAAUGCACAUACUACUUAGGGUGCUGUAUUAGAGUUUUAGUAGGAUGGGUUCGUUAUGCUGCGUGGCAGCACGGCCACAUGGGGCUAGCACAGCAAGCCAGGAUUGGUCCUCUAUUAGCCGCAGCGACCCACCCUGGCGGACUGGUGCUGGCUUUUCUCCACCUCUGUCUAGGGGGUGGGAGUACAGGAUCAACUCGGAAGGGUUGUCUUAUGGAUCCCAUGGUGAUAGCGGGGUCGCUGUGAAUUAUGGGUCAUCACUAUCAUCAAAUAGUAAAGGGGCUAGUAGGAGCUGGGAGAGGAAUGAGCUUCCACAAGAUCACCGCUACUCUACAUCUGAGGGUGCCAUUUCGUAUCUCAACAGCCCAGAUGUCAGCUUCCAGAACCACCAUAUUAUGCUACCAAUGCUGCAAGAUUCUAGCGUUGAUGAAUACAUGAGAGUUUCAGUUGCUGAGCCUAUUGGUGCUUUAUUAUUGUCAGAGGUAAUGUCAGGACAACAGAAUAGUGGUGGUUCCACCUCCUCUCGCUCUGAUGGAAGUGAAUAUGAUAUUGUACCUAAAUCAUACACAUCAACGCCCCGCAACUUCCCAAGUCGUCGAUCAUUCCUUUCAAAGCCAAUCCACCCUGUUUCAUUUCCAGAACAUGCACCAGAAGCACAAGAAACUCAAAGUCCUGUUGCCAUCGCAAGGUCCAACAAUCCUCUGUGCUCUGAAUUCAACGGAACAGGAGAGCUUCGCUUUCCAGGUCCCAUGGACUAUGGUAGUGGUAGUCAUGGGGAGUCAGGAAAUUGGAGUGCCGCAAGUAGCAUGGAUCUUACUGAUUUAUCAGAACGACCUGAAGCUGGACAAGCUGGACCACUGCGUCCUAAUAAUGUAAUGCAGAAAACAAGGUGUGACCUCUGUGAGAAGCUUCUGACAAAGAGGUCACCUUGGGGUUCUCGUAGAAUUGUACGCACUGGAGAUUUGCCAGUUGCUGGUGUUCUCCCAUGCUCCCAUGUCUACCAUGCUGAGUGUUUAGAGCGGACCACUCCCAAGGGGCAGAAGCAUGACCCUCCUUGCCCUGUGUGUGACAAGCUGGCUGGUAAAGAUACCGAGCAGUGGUCGAUUUGCAGGUUAAAAAAUGGAUUCCCAAGAUUACGUUCACUAGGGGAAGGGCCUUCUCGAGUUUGGAGCUGUGCUCAUGCUGGAGAUUGUGUUGCUGGGGCUGUACAGAUACCAAGAUCAAAUAGCAUCAAGCUCUUGAGUCGGAGUGGUCACAAGAGGCAUGCAUCUUCGAAGGGAGAGCCCAGCAAAGACUGGGCUGAAACAUCAAAAAAUGAUUACAUGUAACUUCCUAAUGCACUCAGUAGGUUAUAUUCAUGACCUCGCAUUGUUAUGGUUGCAAGGUUAUGUAUACUUACGGAUGUUUUCAUGGCGUAAUGGUCCAGCUAGGAAAUGACAUAGAUAUGCCUGUGUAGCUGACUAAAUUUAUCUAUCAUCAGUUAUCAGGGUUGCUAUCUGUGCAUAAAGGCCUUAGGUCUCUACCGAUUAUUUUUAUGGGCUGAAUCUGUUCCAGAUGAAA
Messenger RNA from Sorghum bicolor (sorghum), 2029 nucleotides. RefSeq lists its product as uncharacterized. The record is from RefSeq and is a predicted model, not a curated record. Bases 517 to 1797 code for a protein of 426 amino acids. The transcript is spliced from 5 exons. Lineage: Eukaryota; Viridiplantae; Streptophyta; Magnoliopsida; Poales; Poaceae.